GCCCUCUCUUUUCUCCUCCAACACACCCAACCCGAUUACCUCUAGUGCAUUGCAAACAGCUGCCUUUGGUUGCUUUACCCUUACCUUGUUUUAGUUGCCAUAGGCCAAUUUCCUUUCAAGAGAGGUUUUCGUAUGGAAACGUUCAACUUUGUAAGAGAUGGAAUGAGCGGAUUGCCUCCUGGUUUUCGCUUCCAGCCAACUGAAGAAGAGCUUGUCUUUCAGUACCUUAAACGCAAAAUCCUUUCAUGGCCAUUGCCUGCUUCAGUCAUUCCUGAGGUCAAUGUCUGCAAGUAUGAUCCCUGGGAACUGCCAGGUGACAUGGAGCAAGAAAGAUACUUCUUCAGCAACAAGGAGGCCAAGUAUCCAAAUGGAAACAGGGUCAACAGAGCUAGUUCGUCAGGUUAUUGGAAAGCAACUGGCUUAGACAAACAAAUAGUUUCUUCAAGCUGGAAGAAUAACCAUGUUGUAGGGAUGAAAAAGACACUUGUUUUUUACAGAGGGAAGGCUCCACAUGGAUCCAGAACUGACUGGGUCAUGCAUGAAUAUCGCCUUGUUAAUUUAGGAGUAGAAACUACAGAUAGCAAUUUUCCACAGACAGAAAACUCAGCCCAGAAUUCGUCUUUUCAAAUGGACAAAUGGGUUGUAUGCCGAAUAUUCCUGAAAAACAAAGGCACAGCAACAACUGAGACAAUUGAAACUCGUACAAAUGACAAGGUUGGGGGAACUCAGCCAAUACUCCUUGAUUUUAUGGGGAGAGACGAGAUUGUUUUUGAUUCUGUCUCGUCUGCAUGUUCGAGCUCUAGUAGUCUUGCUGGCAUCUCUUCAAAUGAACAAGACCAUGAGCAAAGCAGUAGCCGCAAUUUCUUUUGA
This is a messenger RNA of Populus euphratica (Euphrates poplar), 870 nucleotides long. Its product is annotated as NAC transcription factor 25-like. The transcript is spliced from 3 exons. Gene Ontology annotation, biological process: regulation of DNA-templated transcription. Gene Ontology annotation, molecular function: DNA binding. Lineage: Eukaryota; Viridiplantae; Streptophyta; Magnoliopsida; Malpighiales; Salicaceae. Bases 133 to 870 code for a protein of 245 amino acids. The record is from RefSeq and is a predicted model, not a curated record.